Molecule: messenger RNA, 2077 nt
Organism: Verruconis gallopava
Lineage: Eukaryota; Fungi; Ascomycota; Dothideomycetes; Venturiales; Sympoventuriaceae
Exons: 1
Coding region: 348-1838 (496 amino acids)
Biological process (GO): cardiolipin acyl-chain remodeling
Cellular component (GO): mitochondrial inner membrane
Molecular function (GO): A2-type glycerophospholipase activity
Source: RefSeq, a predicted model, not a curated record
GACGUAUUCACUCUCGCGGCCGCCCAGUUCCUUUCCCCCCAGGCUCCCAUUUGAUUCAAAUUUCGGACAAAUAUUUAUACACACCUUGUUUCGCCACGAUUCUAUGAUCUUUCUCUUCAAAGCAGUCGCUGGCUCUCUGUGCUCCAUCUUCGAAAGUGGCGACCGUUCCGAUUAGCCUUACCGAAAGUUCAACACUUCUUAGAUUCCCCUUUGCGCUGUGUGUCUCAAGUCAAAGACCGCGUCGAACGAACACCCGAUACGAUUAUAGUACGGCUUCAACAGCGUCUUCCUCAACCCACUACCCGGGGCCUCCAGUCGCUGGGAUACCCGAGAAGGUCAGGGUCAGAAUGUCGGCCUCUGCAAAUGCUAGCGCGGAGGAUCUGGCCCGGAAGAACGAACGGACCAGACCGACAUACUUUCCUCUAGGCUAUAAAGAAGGCUUUUCGCAAUGGUGGGCUGGUUUAUCACCAGCAGUGACCGAGCACAAGGUUCUGAGUUUCGUGCCCUAUCUUCAACAACCGCCUACACACACGCAAACUGGUUCGGCGCCGGCCACCGCUUCGCCGUCAACCACCGACCUGGCUGAUGAAGAGGAUCGUCAGGCGCGUCCAGUGACUUCAACCUCGAUAACUGAUCCGUAUGGCCCGCGACGAUGGCACUCGAGGCUCGUGAAAUUGUCCGGGAAAGAUAGGGCGUUGAACGAGUUCUCUGUUGAGCGCAUUGGGGAAGAGGUUGAAAAUAACCUUGUUAUGCUCCACGGUUACGGCGCUGGCCUUGGCUUUUUCUACAAGAAUUUUGAGGGUCUGUCUCGAAGACAAGGCUGGAAAGUCUACGCGCUUGAUAUGCUAGGUAUGGGUCGAAGCUCGCGACCACCCUUCAAAAUCCACGCGAAAGACAAAGAAGGGAAGAUCACAGAGGCCGAGAAUUGGUUCAUCGACGCUCUAGAAGAGUGGAGAAAGGAAAGAAAACUUGAAAAGUUUACUUUGCUGGGCCACAGUCUGGGGGGAUACAUGGCUACGGCCUACGCACUCAAGUACCCAGGCCGCCUGAACAAGCUCAUCCUGGCCUCUCCAGUAGGCAUCCCAGAGGAUCCUUAUGCUGUUAAUGCAGAUAUGCCCGAGCCGAGUGAUUCUGCAGUUCAAAACGAGGUUUUGCAAGACCAAGCAACGUCUGUCAAUGGCGCACCGCAAGCGAAACCUAGCGCGCCGCGCAGGCCCUUGCCGAAGUGGUUAACCUACCUUUGGGAUGCGAACGUCUCUCCUUUCAGCCUCAUUCGGUGGACUGGCCCACUUGGACCGCGCCUGGUGUCCGGCUGGACCAGCAGGAGAUUUUCGCAAAUGCCACCCGAGGAACAGCAAGCGCUACACGAUUAUUCGUAUUCUCUAUUCCGGCAACGCGGCAGUGGAGAGUACGCGCUUGCGUACAUUCUUGCACCUGGCGCGUUUGCUCGCAGCCCUCUCAUUCGGCGCAUUCAUGGCGUUGGCCGACAGUAUCUCCAACCGCACAGUGGACCCAUUCCUGACGCGGAUGCCAACUCAGACAGGCCAAGGGAGAAUGGCCUUCCGGUUGUGUUGAUGUAUGGCGAGCAUGACUGGAUGGACGUCGCCGGCGGCUAUGCUGCCGAGCAAAAGAUAAAGGAUGAAAAGGAGAGAAUCUUGCAAGGCAAAUCUGACAUCGAGAGGAAAAGAGAUCAGGGCGAUGCUAAGGUCGUGAUAAUCAAGAAAGCUGGACACCACGUCUACCUCGACGGGUGGGAGCAGUUCAACGACGAAAUUCUAUGGGAGAUGGGAGAUGUCGAAAGGCGCCAGAAGAGGUUAAAGGAACUGGGGAUGCUGUGAUGGAAUAUGCAUAAAGAGUCGGAUAUUUUCUUUCAUCUGGGAUGGCGUUGAGCUUCCACGAUUAGAUGACCGUUCAACACCAGAUGCAGCGUUCUCGCAUGAAAUAGAUAGUGCUUGUCAUUGCUUGUGCAACGCUAUUUUCAACCACGAAGUUCGAUUCUUUUCAAAAGGCAAAUCAAUCGAUUUCAACGAAGCCGAUGCUAGGCUCCGAAGUAUUUUCACUGUCUCGUUGAUCGUCC